This is a messenger RNA of Oryzias latipes (Japanese medaka), 2896 nucleotides long. Lineage: Eukaryota; Metazoa; Chordata; Actinopteri; Beloniformes; Adrianichthyidae. The record is from RefSeq and is a predicted model, not a curated record.
UUUUCGGUAGGAGUUGGUAGAGGAACAUGCCGCCGUGAAAACCCUGAACGCACCACGCAUCUGUCGAGCAUCUUCAGGAAAUCACGGACACGCUCAAACACGCACGCCGGAACAGUGUUUAGCACAGCGCCCGCGCGUGCACGGAGCCGCACCGUCAAGCAAGCACGAGCUGCUGCGCGCGCGGAAGAGCCGCAAAAAAAGGGGGGGAAACGCAGCCACCGCGAGUGGAGACCGCGAGGAGAGCAGCGCGAGCGCAGGGAAUUGGUGUGCACGAGAUCCAAAAUGGGAGGAAAGCUCAGCAAAAAGAAGAAGGGAUACAGUGUCAACGAUGAGAAGACCAAAGACAAGGACGCCAAAGCAGAGGGCGCCUCUGCCGAGGAGAGCGAAGUACCGAAAGACAAGAAAGACGAGGCUUCAGCAGCCACCGACGCCAAUGAGGCAGUGAACGACACGGCAGCCAAGGAUCCACCCGCCGCCGAUGCCACGGCAGAUGGGGAAAAGAAUGCAACACCCGCAGCAAAGGAGUCUGAAAAACCUGCCACCAACGCUGAGCCGAAAACCGAGUCCCCCAAGUCAGCAGAGCCCGCCAAAGCCGAGGAGAAACCAGCCGCUGCGGCCCCAGCCAAAGAGUCAGCCCCCGCAGCCAAGGAGCCUGAGCCUAAGGCUGCGGCGCCCGCCCCGGUGACAGAGAACAAAGGUGAGGCCAACGCCAAAAAGACUGAGGCCCCCGCAGCACCAGCAGCCAAAGCUGUGCCCCCAGCUGCUGAGCCCAAACCCACGGAGGCUCUCGCCCCAGCAAAGGAUGCCGCCGCUGCGCCUAGCUCUACACCAGCUGCCGAACCCCCGGCCAAGGAAGCGAACGCCACAGAGGCACCAAGCAAGGAUCAAACCGUAGCAGUUCAAGAUUAAUGGACAGCUUCUUUUCGGAAAUGAAGAAAUAAAUUAUCUAACUCAGCAACCAUGAAGAAGAAAAAAAACCAAGAAGGUGAAUUUACUAGCCCGCCAAUAUUAUGAUAAUAACAAUAAUAAUAAUAAUUGAAAUGAUGAAGGUGAUGAUUUGUUGAGGACUGGAGCCACUGCAGAAGAUUAUUGCUAUUAUUAUUGUUAUGUUUUAUUCUAUUUUUUCUGCUGUAGUAUUUGAACUUUGAUACGAGUCUUUGUUGCCAUCCCACCUCCGCCAUCCUCACCGAACCUCGGCCCAGGUUCCCAUUCCCGGCCCACAUUCACCCUCCCCGCUCCUCGGAUGUCCACGGUUGAGGACAGGGGAGGGGUCUAAGUACCAGCUGGACUUCCAUCAGUCCACUCUUCAGCCUUGCUUCAUCCAAUCCUUAUCCUCUUCUAGAGAGUGUUGUUUUCUGAUGCAGUGCAGUGAUUCCCCCUUUUGUUGCUGUCCAAACACCUCUUUGCCUCCUUUUGGAAACAUUAGAAACAGAGAAAAUAUGUGUUUAUUUCAGUGGAGGAAGUUCAGGCUUUUCUUAGAUCUUUCAGGAUUAAAACCGCCUUUCUUGGCAAAGCAAAACACUCUUAGAUGUCCUCCAGUCGUAGGGAUUUUUUCAGAUAGACUUCUACGUUUUGUACUGGAACCCUUAGAUAUAUUCUAGUGGUUUUUUUAAACGUUUGUAAUACAGAUGGAAUCUGCAAAACACUUCAGCUGGAAAGAUCUUAGAAAGCAGAUCUCUCAUCCUCAAUCCCAACUAUGAGAUAGUGAACAGAACCAGCACUCAGAUACCUCCUGAUCAUCUUCACUCUGUGGUUUGUGUUUCCCGCCCUGCAGAACACAAAAGCAUCUGUUUUGGGACCAAACCAUGGUUGUAGACAUCCAAGACUUUGGUAGAAAAGUCUUAUUUCCGAACCCAAUGAUGAGCAGACGGACUUCAGAAACGAGAACGUUGUAGCUCGGUGUCUAUUGAAGCGUGUGUUGGUGCUGUGCGGUUCACAUCAAAAGCCCUUUAGUUUCCCAGCCUAAAGAGUUUAGGGCAGGGUUUAUAAAAACUUCAGGCCUUGAAGGUCGGUUUGACAUGUUUGACAAACCUCCGUCUUAGCUAAACACACCUGAUCAAGGUUUUCAGCAGCGGAUAAGUCAUGAUUUCUGGAAAACCAGCAGGAAGCCGGCCUUCGAGGCCUCCCGUUUGACACCCCUGCUUUAGCCCCCCCCCCACUGCAGAAAUUACAUAGAAGUACAGGCGAAGAGAAAGUGUUUGCUUUGCAUUUUGGAGUCUAAAAAUACAUAAAUUAGAGUUGGCAGAAUCGUGUGUAGAAAAAAGUUAGAUGUAAAGGUCAACAUCUGCAGCAAGUCGUGUAAAUUAUGGUUCCAUGAUUCUUUUCCCCUAAUCGGAUUCACCCUGAGGGAAAAUCCUGAGGGAAAAUCCACCCCCAUUCCAGACCAACUUUCCUCUUUUACCACCUUUGUAUCAAGGCAGAGAUACGUGUGGUCAUGCCAGCCAUCCAUCCAUCCAUCCAUCCAUCCAUCCAUCCAUCCAUCCAUCCAUCCAUCCGACUCACGGCGUCUUCCUCCCAGCACUCGUCAAACCGUAGCAGAAACCAACAGAGCAUCACUGGAGGAGCGCCGUGUGUCUCUCCGUUCAGUUUUUCUUCCUCUCUUGACUCGGUAAAUUGCAUGUCUGUGGUUGGGUGAACCUGUCGUCCUGUCUUUUUGGUCAAGUGAGAAAAAAAAAGUAAAAAAAAAAAGAAAAGAAAAAAAAGAGUAAAUAAUAAUUUCUCGGUUUGUAUCCAUGGAAACUACAGUUGAUAUUUUCAUUCCAUGUCUCACCACUGCUAUUUCCACACAACACGUUUGUUCAAAUAAACAGAAAAGAUGAUAUGGAAAUUUGAUGCAUUCAAAAUUAUAUGUACUUGUAUAAAUGGUGCAACAGUAAUAAAAUGUAAGAAACUGUUA